AUGUGGGGCCCCGGCUGCGCGGCGCUCUGGGUGCUGCUGCUGGUGCAGGUGGGUGUGCAGGCACCUGCGUGCGCCUGGAGACCCCCAGCGGCCUCACCUGGGAGCCCGAGCAGCCGGCGUCCUCCAGGGCCUGCGGAGUGGCCCGCCUGGCUGAAAAAGGGCGAAUAUGACCUGGUGUCUCCCUAUGAGGUUGACUACAGUGGCAACUACGUGUCCCACGAAAUCACACACCCUCAGAGGAGGAAAAGGGCACUGGCCCAGCCUGGAGUGGACUCUCUUCACCUGCGGCUGAAAGGCUCCAGGCACGACUUCCACAUGGAGUUGAAGACGUCCAGCAAUUUGGUGGCUCCUGGAUUCAUUGUACAGACACUGGGAAAGGGCGGCAUUAAGUCAGUGCAGGCUUUCCCACCUGAGGAUUUCUGUUUUUAUCAAGGCUCCUUACGAUCCCACAAAAAUUCCUCAGUGGCUCUUUCAACCUGCAAAGGUUUGUCAGGCAUGAUAAGAACACAAGAAGCAGAUUACUUCUUAAAGCCACUUCCUUCCCACCUAGCAGGGCGACUCAAUGACUCUGCCGGGGGUGGGCCUCCCUCCCACAUACUCUACAAGAGAUCCACAGAGCCACAGGCUCAGAAGGGGCGCCAGGCAAUGAUGGUCCAGAGGCAGCGGGAGCUGGAAAAUCACCACCUCUUCUACCACGAAAAUCAACACCUGCAAGGUGGCUUUGACCUCAGGCACCCACAAAAGCAGCAUUUCUGUGGAAGACGCAAGAAAUACAUGCCCAAGCCUCCCAAGGAAGACCUUUUCAUCUUGCCCGAUGAGUACAAGUCUUGCUCACGGCACAAGCGCUCUCUUCUGAAGUCCCAUAGGAAUAAAGAACUGAAUGUGGAGACACUGGUGGUGGUCGACAAAAAGAUGAUGCAAAAUCAUGGCCAUGAAAAUAUCACCACCUAUGUGCUGACAAUACUCAACAUGGUGUCUGCUUUAUUCAAAGAUGGAACAAUAGGAGGAAACAUCAACAUUGCAAUUGUAGGUCUGAUUCUUCUAGAAGAAGAACAGCCAGGGCUUGUGAUAAGCCAUCACGCAGAUCACACCUUAAGUAGCUUCUGCCAGUGGCAGUCUGGUUUGAUGGGGAAAGAUGGAACUCGCCAUGACCACGCCAUCUUACUCACCGGUCUGGACAUAUGCUCCUGGAAGAAUGAGCCCUGUGAUACUUUGGGAUUUGCGCCCAUAAGUGGAAUGUGUAGUAAAUAUCGCAGCUGUACGAUUAAUGAAGAUACAGGUCUUGGACUGGCUUUCACCAUCGCCCAUGAGUCUGGACACAACUUUGGCAUGAUCCAUGAUGGAGAAGGGAACAUGUGCAAAAAGUCUGAGGGCAACAUAAUGUCCCCUACAUUAGCAGGACGCAAUGGGGUCUUCUCUUGGUCACCCUGCAGCCGCCAGUACCUGCACAAAUUUUUAAGCACUGCCCAAGCGACAUGCCUUGCUGAUCAGCCAAAGCCUGUGAAAGAAUACAAGUAUCCUGAGAAAUUGCCGGGACAGUUAUACGAUGCAAACACGCAGUGCAAGUGGCAAUUUGGAGAGAAAGCCAAGCUCUGCAUGCUGGAUUUUAAAAAGGAUAUCUGUAAAGCCCUAUGGUGUCAUCGGAUUGGAAGGAAGUGUGAGACUAAAUUUAUGCCAGCAGCAGAAGGCACCAUUUGUGGGCAUGACAUGUGGUGCCGUGGAGGGCAGUGUGUGAAAUACGGUGACGAAGGCCCUAAGCCUACCCAUGGUCAUUGGUCAGACUGGUCUCCCUGGUCACCAUGCUCCAGGACCUGCGGAGGAGGGGUGUCCCACAGAGACCGCCUCUGCACUAAUCCCAAACCAUCCCAUGGCGGGAAGUUUUGUGAGGGCUCCACUCGCACUCUGAAGCUUUGCAACAGUCAGAAAUGUCCCCACGGUAGUGUUGACUUCCGCGCCAUGCAGUGUGCGGAAUACAACAGCAAACGGUUCCGAGGGUGGCACUACAAGUGGAAGCCUUACACGCAAGUAGAAGAUCAGGACUUAUGCAAACUCUACUGUAUCGCAGAAGGAUUUGAUUUCUUCUUUUCUUUGUCAAAUAAAGUCAAAGAUGGGACUCCAUGCUCGGAGGAUAGCCGUAAUGUUUGUAUAGAUGGGAUAUGUGAGAGAGUUGGAUGUGACAACAUCCUUGGAUCCAAUGCCGUGGAAGACUCUUGUGGUGUGUGCAAGGGGAAUAACUCAGACUGCACAGUGCACAAGGGCCUCUAUGCCAAGCACCACCGCACCAACCAGUAUUAUCAGAUGGUUACCAUUCCUUCUGGAGCCCGGAGUAUUCGCAUCUAUGAAAUGAAUGUAUCUACCUCCUACAUUGCUGUGCGCAAUGCCCUCAAAACAUACUACCUGAAUGGACACUGGACCGUGGACUGGCCCGGCCGCUACAAGUUUUCAGGCACUGCCUUUGACUACCGACGGACCCACAGAGAGCCAGAAAGCUUGACCUCUGCAGGGCCAACCAACGAAACACUGAUCGUGGAGCUUCUGCUCCAGGGCAGGAAUCCAGGCAUUGCCUGGGAAUACUCGGUGCCUCGGCGGGGAGGUGAGCAGAAGCCCAGUGCCCAGCCCAGCUACACGUGGGUCAUCGUCCGCUCCGAGUGCUCUGCUUCCUGUGGUGGGGGGCAGAUGACCACCCGAGAAGGCUGCUACAGAGACCUGAGGUUUCACGUAAAUACGUCAUUCUGCAAUCCCAACACCCGGCCUGCCACAGGGGUGGUGCCUUGCAAAGUAUCUGCCUGUCCUCCCAGUUGGUCCGUGGGGAACUGGAGUUCCUGCAGCAGGACGUGUGGUGGAGGGACGCAGAGCCGAGUGGUCCAGUGCACGCAGCGAGCCCAUUACAGAGCAGAGCGGGUCUCAGCCAGCCUGUGCCCACAGCCUGUCCCUGCCAGCCGACAGGCCUGCUGCCCCCAGAGCUGCCCACCCACUUGGAGUGCUGGGCCCUGGGCAGAGUGCUCGCGAACCUGCGGGAAGGGAUGGAGGAAGAGAUCCGUGGCCUGUAAGAGCACCAACCCCUCAGCCAGGGCACAGCUGCUGCCUGACGCCCUCUGUAGCUUGGAGCCCAAGCCCAGGACUCACGAAGCCUGUCCACUUAAGCGCUGCUACAAGCACAAGAAGCUGCAAUGGCUUGUGUCUGCCUGGUCCCAGUGCUCUGUUACCUGUGAAAGGGGAACACAGAAACGAUUCUUAAAAUGUGCUGAAAAGUACAUUUCUGGGAAGUACCGGGAGCUGACCUCAAAGAAGUGCUUGCAUUUGCCACAGCCUGACCUGGAGCUGGAACGCGCCUGCGCCCAGUUCCCCUGCCCCAAGCACCCCUUGUUUCCUGCCACAGGCCCGCCAAGGGCCAGCUGGUUUACCUCGCCCUGGUCUCAGUGCACAGCCAGCUGUGGGGGUGGCGUUCAGACCAGGUCCGUGCAGUGCCUGGCAGGGGGCCGGCCAGCCGUGGGCUGCUUCAUUCACCAGAAGCCCGAAGCCACCCUGGCCUGCAACACUCACUUCUGCCCCAUCGCAAAGAAGAAAGAUGCUGUCUGCAGAGACAACCUGCAUUGGUGCUCCCUGGUGCCCCAGCACGGGAUGUGCGGCCACCAGUUCUAUGGCCAGCAGUGCUGCGAGACUUGCUCCAAAUCCAACCUGUGA
This is a messenger RNA of Eptesicus fuscus (big brown bat), 3684 nucleotides long. It is a transcript of the gene ADAMTS16, whose product is annotated as ADAM metallopeptidase with thrombospondin type 1 motif 16. Gene Ontology annotation, cellular component: extracellular matrix. Lineage: Eukaryota; Metazoa; Chordata; Mammalia; Chiroptera; Vespertilionidae. Bases 1 to 3684 code for a protein of 1227 amino acids. Gene Ontology annotation, biological process: proteolysis; extracellular matrix organization. The transcript is spliced from 23 exons. The record is from RefSeq and is a predicted model, not a curated record. Gene Ontology annotation, molecular function: metalloendopeptidase activity.